ACCGUCCCGCAUCCUCCCGGGCGCCCGACGCUCUGACUUGCUCGCCCGGGAGCCCCAGCACCCCCUCCUCGACUGAGCCGGCGAGGGCCGCUGGGAGGGAGGAAGAUAAAGCCCCCCGCCCGGGCGGGGUGCGCGCGGAGCCAAACAAGCGCGGAGGUUUUGGGGCUACCGCGGCGGCGCAGGAGUUACAAAGUCGCAGCGCAAGCCUCUGGCACCGCUGCGCAGCCCGAUCAGCGGCGGCGCCCCCCAUUGUGGCGCCCCCAGGCCAGGCCAGCCGCCCGGGAUCUGGGCUGGGGCGCGGCGGGAGCCCGGAGCCCGGCGCCCCUAUGGGCCACCUCGCCGCCGCCGCGCCACAGCUAUGACCCUGAGCACGGAGAUGUCCGAUGCCUCCGGCCUCGCCGAGGAGACAGACAUCGACGUGGUGGGGGAGGGCGAGGACGAAGACGACGAGGAAGAGGAGGACGACGACGAGGGCGGCGGUGGCGUGUCCCGGCUGGCUGUCCCCGCGCAGCGGCGGCGACGGCGGCGCUCGUACGCCGGGGAAGACGAGCUAGAGGACCUGGAGGAGGAGGACGACGACGAUGACAUCCUGCUGGCCCCGCGGACAGGGGGCUCGCCGGUGCCCCCGGGCCCAGCCCCGGUGGCAGGCGCCGGGACCGGCUGCGGCGGCAGCGCGGGCGCGGGCGGCGGCGGGGGCGGCGGCGUGAGCGCGGGCGGCGGCGUCAAGAACCCCCUGGUGAAGCCGCCCUACUCGUACAUCGCGCUCAUCACCAUGGCCAUCCUGCAGAGCCCCAAGAAACGGCUGACGCUGAGCGAGAUCUGCGAGUUCAUCAGCGGCCGCUUCCCCUACUACCGGGAGAAGUUCCCCGCCUGGCAGAACAGCAUCCGCCACAACCUCUCGCUCAACGACUGCUUCGUCAAGAUCCCCCGCGAGCCUGGCAACCCCGGCAAAGGCAACUACUGGACGCUCGACCCCGAGUCCGCCGACAUGUUCGACAACGGCAGCUUCCUGCGCCGGAGGAAGCGCUUCAAGCGGCAGCCGCUGCUCCCCCCCAACGCCGCCGCCGCAGCCGAGUCGCUGCUGCUGCGCAGCGCGGGGGGCGCGGGGGGCGCUGGGGACCCAGCCGCCGCCGCCGCCGCCGCCGCCGCCGCGCUCUUCCCGCCGGCGCCCCCGCCGCCCCCGCACGCUUACGGCUACGGCCCCUACGGCUGCGGCUACGGCCUGCAGCUGCCGUCCUACGCGCCGCCCUCAGCCCUCUUCGCCGCGGCCGCCGCCGCCGCCGCCGCCUUCCACCCGCACUCGCCCCCGCCGCCCCCGCCGCCCCCGCCGCCUCACGGCGCGGCCGCGGAGCUGGCCCGGACCGCCUUCGGCUACCGGCCUCACCCGCUCGGCGCCACCCUGCCCGGCCCCCUGCAGGCCUCGGCGGCCAAGGCGGGCGGCCCGGGCGCCUCGGCGCUGGCGCGCUCCCCCUUCUCCAUCGAGAGCAUCAUUGGGGGCAGCCUGGGCCCCGCCGCCGCCGCCGCCGCCGCCGCGCAGGCCGCCGUCGCUGUGCAGGCCUCGCCCUCCCCCUCUCCAGGGACACCGUCCGCGCCCGGGUCCGGCGGUGGCGGCGGCGGCGGCUGCGCGGCUCAGGCGGCCGUGGGACCGGCCGCCGCGCUCACCCGUUCCCUCGUGGCCGCCGCGGCCGCCGCCGCCUCCUCCGUCUCCUCGUCCGCCGCCCUGGGGACUCUGCACCAAGGGACUGCCCUGUCCAGUGUCGAGAACUUUACUGCUAGGAUCUCAAAUUGUUAAUAACGCUAUGUUAGCGCGCUUGAGAAAGAGAAGGUAGGAAUCCCGGCCCCUUUUUUCAUCUGGGUGGUUUUGUGUUUUGUUCCCUCCUCCCGGCGCGGCCCUUCCCGACCUCGCGCCCCCAUUCCACCGCUUUGGAUUCUCAGAUGAGACUGUCUGGCAACUGCUAGGGCGCGCUUUUCUGCUCUGCAAGUCCCUCUUAUUUAUGCAAAGUCGCCCUAUGCUGCAGCCCCCCAACCUAGGGCGGGGAGGAAGAGGGUGCUGGUGGGGAUCCGCCCUGUCUAGGCACAAGGGGCUUCCUUGACUUUGGGAAAAUUUUUAAAACCUAAGCCUUUUUGAGGUCUAGAGAGUCUCAGGUCCAGGCGUUAAAAGGAAAAAAAAAAAAAAAAGGAUCGAUAAUGUUCAAAAGAAGAUUAAUACAAAAAAUAGUAAAGGUCCCGAAGAAUGCCAGAGAAGCAAUAGUUUUUAUUUGAGAACACUUGUCUGGUGUACUUUUUCAUGAAAAGAAAAAAAUGAUUAACAUGUUUACAUAAGGAAAAAAGUCAGAAUUAUCAUUUCUUAUUUUAACCUGUGUUUUGUAUCAUAAUAGACAUGAGGAAUUUUUAUUUUGUACUUACUGCGUAUUCUUUGCAAGGAGUAUUGUAAAUUUUGACUGGCAAUUAUUGUACUAUUCUAAUGUAAGAUUUUUACACUUUUUUAGAAAUAAAUGCUUAAUUUUCAAAGAAAAUUCUCAAAAAGAAUCGGCUUCAGUCAUCCCCUUCUUAGUUUAUUGUCUUUUCUGCUAAAAAAGUUUCCUUGUGAGAUAAGUAGGAACCCAUUAUGAAAUAGAAAAAUAAUAUUUUCAAAGACAACAAAA
This is a messenger RNA of Delphinapterus leucas (beluga whale), 2645 nucleotides long. RefSeq names its product forkhead box D1 (gene FOXD1). Gene Ontology annotation, molecular function: RNA polymerase II cis-regulatory region sequence-specific DNA binding; DNA-binding transcription factor activity, RNA polymerase II-specific. Gene Ontology annotation, biological process: cell differentiation; regulation of transcription by RNA polymerase II; anatomical structure morphogenesis. Lineage: Eukaryota; Metazoa; Chordata; Mammalia; Artiodactyla; Monodontidae. The record is from RefSeq and is a predicted model, not a curated record.